Trichechus manatus latirostris (Florida manatee) is the source of this 2495-nucleotide messenger RNA. It is a transcript of the gene TRAP1, whose product is annotated as TNF receptor associated protein 1. The record is from RefSeq and is a predicted model, not a curated record. Gene Ontology annotation, molecular function: ATP-dependent protein folding chaperone; ATP binding; protein kinase binding. Lineage: Eukaryota; Metazoa; Chordata; Mammalia; Sirenia; Trichechidae. Gene Ontology annotation, biological process: protein folding. The coding region runs from base 360 to 2426 and encodes 688 amino acids. Gene Ontology annotation, cellular component: mitochondrial inner membrane. The transcript has 19 exons.
AUACCACUUCCUCUUCCUGAAGUAAAAGGUCCUCAAGCAAACAUAUUGCCCCAUAGACCAUUUUAUCAACCCUUGCAAAAGAGAUGAUUUCCUGAGUACGGUGAAAAAAAUUGAAAGUAAGGCUGAGGUCCUUCCACUCCCCCUCCCCUAUGGCUUCGGGGACAUCGUGGAAACAGCUCUGCUUGGGCCAGGCUCCGUGUGUCAGGAGUGUGGUGGGGGAGAAAGAGAAUACUGAGGAGAUAGCGGGAUGAGAGCCAGCGAAUCUCAAAUCUAAGUGUGCCUCAGCAUCGCCUGGAGAACCCGUUUAAGACGAACUGCCUGGGCCCCGCCCCGGGCCGAGGAGAUGGUGGGGAAACUGAAUGUUAAGUGGCAUCGGGCUUGGAACCAAACGAAAACCAGUUCUGUGUCCUUGGAGGACCACAGUCCAGUCAGAGAGCCCCUGGCGAAACCUGGCCACAGCUAGCGUCCCCGUGGGACAGACGUACAGUACACAGGCUGCUGAAGACCAGAAGGAAGAGCCCCUGCACUCGAUCAUAAGCAGCACGGAGACCGUCCAGGGUUCCGUUUCCAAGCACGAGUUCCAGGCCGAGACAAAGAAGCUUCUGGACAUUGUUGCUCGUUCCUUGUACUCUGAGAAAGAGGUGUUCAUCCGGGAGCUGAUCUCCAACAGCAGUGAUGCCCUGGAGAAACUGCGGCACAAGCUGGUGUGCGAAGGCCAGACGCUGCCGGAGAUGGAGAUCCACCUGCAGACCGAUGCCGACAAGGGCACCAUCACCGUCCAGGACACCGGCAUCGGAAUGACACAAGAAGAGCUGGUGUCCAACCUGGGAACAAUCGCCAGAUCGGGGUCAAAGGCCUUCCUGGAUGCGCUGCAGAACCAGGCUGAGGCUGGCAGCAAGGUCAUCGGCCAGUUCGGCGUGGGCUUCUACUCCGCCUUCAUGGUGGCCGACAGGGUGGAGGUGUUCUCGCGGUCCGCGGCCCCAGGGAGCCCGGGCUUCCAGUGGCUUUCGGAUGGCUCUGGAGUGUUUCAAGUCGCCGAGGCUUCCGGAGUCAGACCUGGGACUAAGAUAAUCAUCCACCUCAAGUCAGACUGCAGAGAGUUUGCCGGCGAGGCCCGGGUUCGAGAUGUGAUAACAAAGUACAGUAAUUUCAUCAGCUUCCCCGUGUACCUCAAUGGAAGGCGCAUGAACACCCUGCAGGCCAUCUGGACAGUGGACGCGAAGGAUGUGAGCGAGUCGCAGCAUGAGGAGUUCUACCGCUACGUCGCCCAGGCUUACGACAGGCCCCGCUACACACUGCACUACAGGACUGACGCGCCCCUCAACAUCCGCAGCAUCUUCUACGUGCCGGAGACGAAGCCGUCCAUGUUUGACGUGAGCCGGGAGCUGGGCUCCAGCGUCGCCCUCUACAGCCGCAAAGUCCUCAUCCAGACCAAGGCUGCUGACAUUCUGCCCAAGUGGCUGCGCUUUGUCCGAGGUGUGGUGGACAGCGAGGACAUCCCCCUGAACCUCAGCCGGGAGCUCCUCCAGGAGAGCGCGCUCAUCCGGAAACUCCGGGACGUUUUGCAGCAGAGGCUGAUAAAGUUCUUCGUGGACCAGAGUAAGAGAGACCCUGAGAAGUACGCCAGGUUCUUUGAAGACUAUGGCUUGUUCAUGAGGGAGGGCAUUGUGACCACCACUGAGCAGGAGGUCAAGGAGGACAUAGCAAAGCUGCUGCGCUACGAGUCCUCGGCCCUGCCCGCUGGGCAGCUGACCAGCCUCAUGGACUACGCCAACCGCAUGAAGGCCGGCACCCGCAACAUCUAUUACCUGUGCGCGCCCAGCCGGCACCUGGCUGAGCACUCGCCCUACUACGAGGCCAUGAAGCAGAAAAACAUGGAGGUUCUCUUCUGCUACGAGCAGUUUGAUGAGCUCACGCUGCUCCACCUGCGUGAGUUCGACAAGAAGAAGCUGAUCUCCGUGGAGACAGACAUUGUUGUCGAUCACUACAAGGAGGAGAAGUUUGAGGACGGGUCCCCAGCUGACGGGCGUCUGUCAGAGAAGGAGACUGAGGACCUGAUGGCCUGGAUGAGAAACGCGCUGGGGUCACGCGUCACCAAUGUGAAGGUGACCCUCCGACUUGACACCCACCCGGCCAUGAUCACGGUGCUGGAGAUGGGGGCCGCCCGGCACUUCCUGCGCAUGCAGCAGCUGGCCAAGACCCAUGAGGAACGCGCCCAGAUCCUCCAGCCCACGCUGGAGAUCAACCCCAGGCACGCGUUGAUCAAGAAGCUCAGUCAGCUGAGAGCAGGCGAGCCUGAGCUGGCCCAGCUGCUCGUGGAUCAGAUCUACGAGAAUGCCAUGAUAGUGGCAGGGCUUGUGGACGACCCCAGACCCAUGGUGGGCCACCUGAACAAGCUCCUCACCAAGGCCCUGGAGAAGCACUGAGGGGACAGUGGGACUGUGUGUGCUGUCACCAGGACAUAAGGAGGGCCAGACAAAGAGCUGAGACCACCA